AUGAUAGAGCUGUGUACCAAGAGGCGAAUGAUCAUCUCUAUUAUUGCCUUAGGAGUGUUGACCGUAAUUAUUGUACUUUUGGAGGAGAAAUUAACUUCAGAUCCUCACUGGAGUCCUACACCCGUGCCUCAAAGUAAUGAUAGUGGAUUCAGUGCUACUGUCCAUAAACCCAGCUCAUCUUCAAGUCCACAAGAACAGACGAAUUGUUGGGAAUUAGAGGAGUAUAAAAUUGUUGCCGAAUGCUCACGCUGUACUCAGAUCGAAAUCAACAGUGGAAGCAUUCCUGCAUGUAGACUCACGGGCCUGAAGGAAACUGUUCACUGCAAUAUUUCUGGUGCAUUUUUUAGAAGCUGCUCUGAUGUUCCGAGUGUAGCCAAGACAAGAUUUUGGAUCUUUGAAAGUCUUAUGCUUUUUACAGCCGUUGUUUCUUUCGGAUUUUCUCGAUAUCGAACUAGUAUACUUGAAAGACAAACUAUUAAAAAUAUUGAGCGUCGUCUUGCAUCAGGAAUGUGA
Folsomia candida is the source of this 513-nucleotide messenger RNA. It is a transcript of the gene JTBR, whose product is annotated as protein JTB. Lineage: Eukaryota; Metazoa; Arthropoda; Collembola; Entomobryomorpha; Isotomidae. Gene Ontology annotation, biological process: mitotic cytokinesis. The record is from RefSeq and is a predicted model, not a curated record. Gene Ontology annotation, cellular component: membrane; centrosome; cytoplasm. The transcript is spliced from 5 exons. Bases 1 to 513 code for a protein of 170 amino acids.